AUGUCGUCCAGCAAGACCGAAACGAGUCCCGAAGCGGCUGACAACGAGAGCACAAUAUUGGAGAGCGUCAAGACGUGGACAUUUGCCCAGUUGCUGGCCAGUUCGUUUGCCAAAGCGUCACUCAAAGACGAGGACGAGGACGAGGAUCCGGUGGCGGUGACUAGUGAGAGGACACUGAAAAAAAACGAUGAACGAAGCAAAGGGGGAGUGGAAAGCAAUGACUGGGACUGUUCGUACAGUUGCUUGCAGCCAGUUGCAAGUGCGAGGACAACGUCGUCGUCAGUGGAGGGGCCCCAUACAACGGACUGGGACUGCCCGUACAACCGUCCCAAGCCUGCAGCAUUGCGACCAAGGGUCUCAGCGUCGUCGUCGUCAAGCACGUUACUGUUAGACGCGGCGGAGUUGGGUCACUCGAUUGACGAACUCCUUGACGACAUUGAGACCGCGGAUGAAAGGACGGAAGAGGAAGUUACAGGCUGUCGAGCUCUCACGCGUCACGUGUUUGACAUUGUUCGAAUCAUUGGCUCUGGAACUUAUGGCACGGUGCUUCUGUGUCGUUUACGUGCGUGCCCUGACCGUCUUUUUGCGGUCAAGGUAGUCUACAAGUCAAAGCUAGGCAGCUUCAACGGUCUAGACGGCGACGGGAACCCGACUCGAGAGGCCAAACGCUUGUUGACAGAGAAGGAGGUGCUGUGCUCGGUGGACCAUCCGUUCAUCAUCAAGAUGUUCUGUUCGUUUGAAACUCCGGACGCGCUCAACUUUGUGCUUGAGUACUGUCAUGGCGGAGACAUGUACUUCUUGCUUGAAAAGUGUCCACACAACCGCCUUGCUGAAGACCACGUGUUGUUCUAUGCGGCUUCAAUCGCGCUCGCCUUGCAUUAUCUGCACGGACGUGGCAUUCUGUAUCGCGAUCUAAAGCCCGAGAACAUCUUGCUUGACGAGGCAGGUUUUGUUCGUCUCGCUGAUUUCGGCUUUGCUCGCGAGCACGUGCAUCGAUUGGAUCAGAACUGCUCUAGUUUCUGCGGAUCAGCUGAUUAUGUCGCUCCUGAAGUGAUACGCGGUGAUGGCUAUGGCCUCGCCGCUGAUCUGUGGAGCUUCGGAUGUGUAGUAUAUGAAUUGCUGACGGGCUAUCCUCCAUUCUACUCACCGCGCGAUCGUGCCUCACUCUUUCGCAAGAUCAACGAGGAGGAGCCACGCUUUUCCGAUCGUUUUUCACCCGAGCUCUGCGACUUCCUAUCGGGGUUGCUGCACAAAGACGUAUGCCAACGUCUAGGCAAUGGUCCAAAUGGCAUGCAGGACAUUUUCGACCACCCAUUCUUUGCAAGUAUCAGCUGGAACCGACUUGAGACGAAGCGUGUAAAGCCACCGAUCGUGCCAAAGUUGGCGAGCAAACUGGACACGUCUAAUUUUGAAGACCAGUUCACUUUGCAGCAGGUCAAAGGCCACCUUGAGUAUAAGGAACCAGGACCGCGCGACACGGAAAACCAGCUCUUCUUAGGAGAAUUUGACUGGUGUGCCGAUGCGUCUCAUUUCCAAUAA
Peronospora matthiolae is the source of this 1539-nucleotide messenger RNA. The record is from the annotation of a GenBank genome assembly. NCBI's taxonomy places the organism in Eukaryota, Oomycota, Peronosporomycetes, Peronosporales, Peronosporaceae.